UCAGUACGAAAAAUGAAGUUUCGCUCGUCGUCGUUGGUAGUGACUAGGUGGAGUACGGCUGCGCUGCUAGUGCUAGGUUUUGCAUGGAUGCGCCUUGCCACCGGACAAGAUCUAAGCGAUCCUGACCUGCAGUCCAUGCUGGUAGAAUAUGAAACCGAGCACAUGGUGGAGAGCUAUCGCUUCAAAUAUGCAACGGCAGAUGGUCAGUUUCGAGAGGAAACAGGAAUGCUGAUGAAUCCCGGCACGCCAGACGAGGAACUGGUGGUGGUGGGAAUGUACGGCUACGAGACGGAUGACGGGACCGAGGUAAUGGUGAUGUACGUCAGUGGGAAGAAUGGAUACCGAGCGAAGACAAAAACACGCAAACUGGCCGAGUCAGAACGAAAGAAAAAGUUGCUGUCGUCGCUGGUGGGAUGAGUUCUCUACAGCCAAAGGCAGAAUGUGAAUGGUGCUUGUGAUUUUUUUUUAUUGCAAUUUGCAUCCAAUAAAACCAGUAUUCAAUUAUCCGACCA
Messenger RNA from Ochlerotatus camptorhynchus, 512 nucleotides. RefSeq lists its product as uncharacterized. The coding region runs from base 13 to 417 and encodes 134 amino acids. The transcript has 2 exons. Lineage: Eukaryota; Metazoa; Arthropoda; Insecta; Diptera; Culicidae. The record is from RefSeq and is a predicted model, not a curated record. Gene Ontology annotation, molecular function: structural constituent of chitin-based larval cuticle. Gene Ontology annotation, cellular component: chitin-based extracellular matrix.